AUGAGACUACAGGAUGGAAGAGAAAAUAUUAAUACAAUAUUUUUUACCUGCACUGAUAUAAGUGAGAAGGAUAUGCGGAAAAUUAUAAUUAUGAAUAAUAAGAAGAAUCAAAAAAAACUACUUCUUGAAAAAUUAAAGAUAACAUUUAAUAUAUCACAAGAGAUGAAAAUAGGAGAAAAAUACAAAGUAAAAGUAUGCAUUGAUGAUUUUUUACCGCCUGGGUUAAACACUGAAAAGAAAAAAUUAAAAAAAAGUACUACCGACAUAAUAGACAACAUUAAAGAAUAUUCAUUAUACAACCCCAAUGAAGGGCAAAAAAAAAAAAUGAAAAAAAUAAUAUGCGAUUUUUUUUACAAUAUUUUACUUUAUUGUGUUAAGAAAAAUGUUUCAAUUGUUGAGAUAUCCACAUAUUUAUCCAUAAAAAAAUAUAUGUUUUUUAAAUUUGUAAGUGGUUCUGAAAGCAUGAUAAACCUUUUUUUAGAUUUUAAAAAUAUCAUGUUCAAGCAUUCCAUUAACAGGCCACCUCAUUAUGUAAAAAUAUUUUCUUACUCCUCUCUAAAGAUGUUAAUAAAAUAUUCAUUAAAUACAUUUUUUAGAAAUUUUUCUUUUUAUAAUUUUAUUUUUCGUCCAACUUAUAAAAUAAAAUUUGAAUCCUAUCCUAAUGACUUUCCUGACUUUGAAGCAACCCCUACAACAUAUUUUGACGACGACAAUGUUCUCUGUGAUUUGAACACUUCCACUGGUGUCGAUACUACGAAAGAGCUACUUAGACUGACGGUCGGAAGCAUAAACCACUUACAUCCAAGUGAACAAGGAGAGGAAGUUUUCUUUAAAGAAUUGCAGACAUAUUUUGAUAAAUACGACAUUAAAAAUAAACCUGAUGUUUUUGAAAUAGAGACUUAUAACAAGAAGGAUACAAAUAUGAAAAAAUUUUUGAAGGAUGUAAGAAGCAUUGUUAUCAAUGAUGAAGAACACCCAAUGAUAGGAAAAGACAUUAGCAAAAGGGAAACAAUCGAAAAGGGUUUCACCAAGGACAAGUUGAUAAGAAGAGUAAGCGGCGAAAAUAAAUGCACGACAUAA
This is a messenger RNA of Plasmodium malariae, 1080 nucleotides long. Its product is annotated as conserved Plasmodium protein, unknown function. Bases 1 to 1080 code for a protein of 359 amino acids. The record is from RefSeq and is a predicted model, not a curated record. The transcript has 2 exons. Lineage: Eukaryota; Apicomplexa; Aconoidasida; Haemosporida; Plasmodiidae.